This is a messenger RNA of Talaromyces marneffei, 1011 nucleotides long. RefSeq lists its product as uncharacterized. The transcript has 2 exons. NCBI's taxonomy places the organism in Eukaryota, Fungi, Ascomycota, Eurotiomycetes, Eurotiales, Trichocomaceae. The record is from RefSeq and is a predicted model, not a curated record. Gene Ontology annotation, cellular component: mitochondrion. Bases 1 to 1011 code for a protein of 336 amino acids.
AUGGCCCGAGACGCGGCCCAGGCUGGAGUCCCAGCCAUACCGAUUCCCACGACCAAGUCGGGUAAACAAUGGAAUACGCGCAGUUUAGGACUCAGAUUUGCAGCGGACGCUGCAAGCGCUGCUGUAGCGGGAGCUCUUAUAUGCCCUAUUAUUACUAUUAUUGAUCGUGCAAUCAUCGAAAAAGCGUCCAAAGGAAUAUCGAUCAAACACACAUUAUCAUCAUGUCUCCGAGACAUGAUACGGAAACCAAGCGGCUUCUUCCUGUCGACCCCAUUUAUACUCAUAUAUACUCUAUACAGCGGUACAUACUUGACCGCCAAUGCAAUUGACACCAUCACAUCGACACUACGCAAUCAGCCGUUCGAGACCGUGACCCCCGGCACCGCGAAAUUCCUCACUACAACAAUUGUUAACAUGUCCAUUUGCGUUUAUAAAGAUGCUCGAUUCGCCAAACUGUUUGGCCCGUCCAGCAACCCGUCUACUCAAUGUCAUCCUUCUGCUCCGGCCGUUACCGUUGCUGCUACGAAUGCCUCGGCAUCCACAUCCGCUGCCGCUGCCGCCACCGCUGCGCAAAUCGCAAAACAAGCCCCAACAAUACCCAAAGUUUCAUAUGCAUUAUUCUGUUUGAGAGAUAGCGUGACGAUCUUUGCAUCUUUUAAUGUUCCUCCCUUGAUUGCGCCCUCGGUACCAGACUGGAUUGCCUCGACGCCAGGCAUGAAAGCCGCUGUUGCGCAAUUCUCGUGUCCGGCCCUGAUGCAAUUCGUUAGCACACCAAUGCAUUUGCUAGGGUUAGAUCUCUAUAAUCGCCAACCGCCAGGUGGUCUGGGUUGGCGAGAACGACUUCUCCGUAUCCGGAGAGAUUAUAUUGUCAGCUCCUUUGCGCGUAUGGGCAAGAUUGUGCCUGCUUAUGGUGUCGGGGGAGUUGUGAAUGUGAGGAUGAGAGCCGCGCUGAUGGAUAAGUUGCAGCUUGAUGAUGAGCGAAAGCAUCUUUCAUCCUGUCGAGCUCUUUGA